Molecule: messenger RNA, 774 nt
Organism: Bipolaris maydis ATCC 48331
Lineage: Eukaryota; Fungi; Ascomycota; Dothideomycetes; Pleosporales; Pleosporaceae
Molecular function (GO): protein binding
Source: RefSeq, a predicted model, not a curated record
AUGGAUUCAAGCCAGAUGUUCAGAUUCUUGGAUUUGCCAGGGGAAAUUCGGAAUCGUAUAUACGAGGUUGUUGCAGAAACAAGUACACAGACAUUCCCAGACACAUAUCCAAAGUCAAUGUCGUCUCGGCGCAGGGGCCUACGACCCGAUCACGAAGUCCGGCGACCUCCUCACAAACCGUUCCCAUUCAUCGGCCUGACACAAACUUGUACACUUAUCAGAAAGGAGUUCCGCCCGCUCUGGUUAUCGACGCACCGCUUCCCUUUGUUUGCCCUAGGUGGAUACUUCAAAGCGUUUUUCCCCCCUCCGCUCCGGGCAAACCAGGCAAGCGAUCAAAUCAGACAACGCGUUGCACGCUAUUACCACCCCGGGGGUAGUUUGAGGAUUUGGCUGAACAUAGACUCACUGGCCGAUGUGGACAUACUCCCAGUGAUCAAAUUUCACCUGCGCUUUCCCAUGUACACGUUCAAUCUUAUUUCAGUACAUCCCAAAGUCACUGCAGAAGACCGAAACUCUAUAUCAACACUCAUCUACAACCCCAACGUAACUUGGGUUCGAUAUAUCAAGCAGCACAUCAUUACGCAAGUGCGACUACAAAUUGUGAACUACAUACAGGGCACGGAGAUUGUACGGAUUGUCCUCAGAGAGAGCCAGGUGCCUGAUUGGAUGAAGGGGACUUGGGGGCAUAAUGAUGACCAUGCCACGACAUAUAGAGAAAGUUUGGGAUUAGAGGAGUUAAAAUGGGCCAUACGAUUUGGUACCGAUUACUCAUGA